AUGGCCCCACCAACACCCAUCUCCAUCCCCGCCUUCGCCGAAACACAGCUCCAACUCCUCCUACACGAGCACGAAGCCGAAGUCGCCUCCUCCUCACUCGCAUCAACCGCCGCAUCCGUAUCCCCAUCUACAAGACGAACCCUCCAAGCAACCGGCUACGCCCUAACGGGUCUUGUUCUAUCACAAUGCCGCACCGGUCUGGGCGGUCGUGUGGUGGGCGAGUUCACGCCCGAUCCGGCUAUUGCGUCGACGUCUAAAGCUCCGGAUGGAGGGGACUUGAGGGGUUCGGAUGGGCAGCCAAGAUUGGGAUCGCAUGGGAUGCGGGUUGGGGAUGUGGUUCGUGUUAAUGAUGUCUCUGCGGGGUCGGGGAAGAAAGCGGGGAAGGAGAAGGAGAAGGGGAAGGAUGGUGGGAAGGAGGUUAAGGGUGGUCCGGAGGGUGUUGUUACGAGGGUUAAUGAUAAGGCUAUUUGGAUUGCUUUUGGGCAGCAGGGUGGUGGGGGGAGGUCCAAGGAGGAUGAUGAGGCGAUUGAGGAGUUGUGGGGGAAGAAGCUUUGGGCGAUUAAACUUGCGAAUGAUGUUACUUAUAGACGAAUGAGGCAGACGAUGGAGAAGAUGGUCAAAAUGACCGAAGGAGAUCACUCGCAUUUUAUGCGCGUUGCUUUUGGCCAUACCACUCCAUUACAACCAGACUAUGAGGUAACUGGGGAUGUACAGUUUAUCGAUCCCUCGCUGAACGACUCACAAAAAGACGCCAUUCGAUUUGCAUUGGCCGCGAAAGAUAUCGCUCUCAUUCACGGUCCUCCGGGAACAGGCAAAACUCACACCCUGAUCGAACUUAUCAUGCAGAUGAUCCAACGAAAGAAGCGGAUCCUCGUCUGUGGGCCGUCAAAUAUCUCCGUGGACAACAUUGUCGAGCGUCUUGCCCCAAACAAAGUACCCGUGGUGCGAAUCGGUCAUCCAGCCCGUUUACUCCCGUCAGUAAUGGAGCAUUCCCUUGAGGUCCUCACGCAGACUUCCGAUGCAGCGAGUAUCGUGAAAGAUGUUCGCAAAGAAAUGGAUGAGAAGCAAGCCAGUAUUCGCAAGACGAGGACUGGCCGUGAGCGACGGGCUAUCUAUGACGAUCUCAAACUCCUACGAAAGGAGUUUCGGGAACGCGAGUCCAAGUGCGUCGAUAACCUGGUUCGAGAGAGCAGCGUGGUUCUAGCAACCCUUCACGGUGCGGGAGGUCAUCAAUUGAAGAAUCAAAAGUUCGAUGUCGUGAUCAUCGACGAAGCUAGUCAAGCACUCGAGGCACAGUGCUGGAUUUCACUGUUAUCAGCUGAAAAAGUGGUGCUCGCCGGUGAUCACUUGCAGUUACCCCCGACUGUGAAAUCAGCAAACCUCAAAACUAAAGAGAAGAACGGCAAAGAUUCCGAAAAGAGGGAUGAGAGUGACGCCAAGAAGGAGAUACUCAAGGGCGUUUCACUCGAGCGGACCCUGUUCGAUCGUCUAUUGGCGCUGCACGGGCCAGGGAUCAAACGCAUGUUGACGACCCAGUAUCGGAUGCACGAGAAGAUCAUGCGAUUCCCAUCGGACGAGCUCUACGAGUCUAGAUUGAUCGCCGCCGAUUCAGUCAAAGAUCGACUGCUUGCCGACCUGCCCUACGAAGUCGAGGGCACGGAUGAUACUCAGGAACCUCUCGUUUUCUGGGAUACGCAAGGCGGUGAUUUUCCCGAGAAGACUGAGGAUGAUGAUAUCGGCAAGAAAGAGGCCCUGCUUGGAGAGAGCAAGAGCAAUGAAAUGGAGGCCCUGGUGGUCGCUCGACACGUUGACAAUUUGAUCGCGGCUGGGGUGCGUCCCGAAAGCAUCGCGGUGAUCACCCCUUACAAUGGCCAGUUAGCUCUUCUGUCUCAGAUGCUCCGUGAGAAGUACCCCGGCCUAGAACUAGGCAGUGUCGACGGCUUCCAGGGUCGCGAAAAAGAGGCCGUGGUGGUUAGUCUGGUGCGAAGCAAUGCGGAGCACGAAGUGGGUUUCCUCGGUGAGAAACGACGAUUGAACGGUAUGUUUUGGGAUGUUUUCACAUAA
Penicillium cataractarum is the source of this 2064-nucleotide messenger RNA. RefSeq names its product putative DNA helicase. The transcript has 3 exons. Gene Ontology annotation, molecular function: 5'-3' DNA helicase activity; ATP hydrolysis activity. The record is from RefSeq and is a predicted model, not a curated record. NCBI's taxonomy places the organism in Eukaryota, Fungi, Ascomycota, Eurotiomycetes, Eurotiales, Aspergillaceae. The coding region runs from base 1 to 2064 and encodes 687 amino acids.